CUAUAAAUAAAUAUGGUCGAUAUGCACACUGCAUUCGUAUUUAUCGGAUCGGAUCGGAUCGUGCAAGUUAUAAAGUAUAAACUCAUGUACUACUAGUAGCUUCAACGCUCAAGAAAGCCGGCUCCUUUAUCCUUUUAGAUCCCAGUCAUGGCGAUCGUCGUUAGCUCCUUGGCCUCCGGAUCCUUGCCAUGCAGUCCGGAGGUUUCUGGGCGACGACGGAGCUCACUAGUGUCUGCACCGCCUCGUCGCCGGCAAGCCCUCGCCGGCUUGGCGAUCAAGUCGCGGGGCAUCAACCGUGUCCAGCCGACGACCAGAGGAGCAACACGGAUCCCCGCAGCCGCAGCUGGUCCAAGCUCCGGAGACCGAGCAGGAGGAAACUUCCCAGUUCCCAACGUGCCUUCAUGGGUGAAGAUGCUCGUCGGUGUCUUCUUUGCCGCAGUACCUCUUUACAGACAGAUGAGAGCCCUGGAAGAUAAGGUUGAGCAGACGGCAGAAGUAGCAAUUGAGGUGGUCGAAAAAGUGGCUGAGGUAGCUGAGAAAAUUGCUGACGAUGUCUCUGAAGCAUUUCCCGGUAAUGAUAACGUAAAAAAGGCAACAUCCAGGAUCAAGGCCAUCGCAGAUGAAAUUGAGAAGGACGCGGAGAAAGCCGAGGCCCUAAUCGAGAAGGUCGAUGAGAUAGAGAAAGAGAUGGAUUCCGUAGUGGAUUCUGUAAUUGAGAAGGUCAAGAAGGAGAGAUCAUUGAGAAAGAACUCUAUGAGAGGAGACGAUGGCGAUAGGAAACAGAAGUAACACUUACUACUAGUAGGUGUUAACAGAGUAUCGAGGCAAAAUGCAGAUAUUACUUUGUACUAUUCUUUUCCCUGUUUAAGAUGAUCACGGAUCGGAUUCCCUAUUCCAUUUCAUAGAAACCAAACCAAUAUUGAAGCACAAGGCUACCGCUUA
Triticum dicoccoides is the source of this 942-nucleotide messenger RNA. RefSeq lists its product as uncharacterized. The transcript is spliced from 5 exons. The record is from RefSeq and is a predicted model, not a curated record. Bases 148 to 789 code for a protein of 213 amino acids. Lineage: Eukaryota; Viridiplantae; Streptophyta; Magnoliopsida; Poales; Poaceae.